Molecule: messenger RNA, 4912 nt
Organism: Prorocentrum cordatum
Lineage: Eukaryota; Dinophyceae; Prorocentrales; Prorocentraceae
Source: the annotation of a GenBank genome assembly
AUGGCCGUGGCUGCGGAGGAACCCGCGGCGGCCGGGCGGUCCGACGCGGCGCGGGACGCGGAGUUCGAGGAGCUCAUCUCGUCCCUGCGCGGCCAGGGCGAGGAGGAGCUCACCCGCCGCGGCCUGGAGCCGAUGAGCGUGGGCUUCGCCAACCUGGUGUGCGGGGCCGAGUGGCGUGGUCAGCGCGUGGUCGCGAAGUGCUACACGGAUCUCGUCUUCCUCAGAGUCGCGCCCGAGGCGAUCGGGGUGGCCGACGUUCACGCCGGGGACAGCGGCAUCGGACCGAGGGUUCUGCACUCCAGCCAGCGAGGCCUUGUCAUGGAGCGCCUCGAGGGCCAGACCCUAGAUGAGCCCGACAUGCACCGAGGCGACCUGGACCUACUGGCGUCCGUUGCCCGGGCGCUCGCGGCGCUGCACCAGCUGCCGAUUCCCGCAGCUUGCGACGGCGAGCCAAUGCUUUGGCGCACGAUGGACAAGAUGAUGGGAGUUGUGCAGGAGAAGCCAGAGCUCAUCCCAGAGGGGAUGCCCAAUCUCGAGGCCAUCAGAGAAAAGGUCCACGAGGCGAAGAGGUUACUGCAGGGGCACGAGCCUAAAGUGGUUUUCGGUCACAACGACUUCAAGCCCUCCAACGUGAUGCUUACAGAGGGCGGCAUUAAGAUCAUCGACUUCGAGCUGUCUGGGCCGAACUACCGCGGUUUCGACCUGAUGAAGGUGUUUCGCACCGCUGCUGGCCCGUCGCAGCCGUGCAUGAGGCAUUUCUUGGCCGUGUACGCCGAGCAGGUCGGCGCAGUCUCCUCUGAGGCCUUCGUGUCCGGCCUGCUGCAGGAGGCGGACCGGUUCGAGCCCCUCACGUGGCUCGAGGCCUGCGUCUUCUUCCUGACCCUGCCGGUGUUCAAGCCCGACAAGGCAGCGAGGUGGAACGCGCUGGCCCUCGACCGUUGGGCCAAGUUCCAGCAGACGCUCGGCAAGCUGCGCGCCGGCGUCCUCGUGGCGCCUAUCGCGGGCCUCCACAGGUCGGCCAGCCGCUGCACUGCCAGCGGCAUGCGCCGCGGCACGCUGCCAGGGAGGCCGAUCGCCUACGACCCCCAGCUCGUGUCCGAGGAGUGCGUCUCCCUCGAGGAGCUGAGCGCCCUCCUGGCCAUCGAGGCCGAGCCUCCUGGGUGCGCAGCUGGCGCCAGGACUGCCGGCGACUGCGGCGGCUGGGAGGUCUUGGACGAGCGCGGCAGCAUAAGGGUCGAGCGAUGGCUCCCGAGCUCCUCCGAGAGCGACGAGCUCCUCAUCAUGCGGGGCACGCUCUCUCUCAGGGACGUGCCCGUGGCGGUGGCGGUGGACCAGCUGCACUCCCUGUCGGCCAGGAGGCAGUGGGACGACCACGUCUCCCAGCUGCGGAGGGCCGGAGGAGAGGCCGGGGCGCGGCGCGUGUGCGCGCGGGACGGCCUGGAGAGCGAAAUCAUCGAAACGGAGACCCGCCCGCUGUUCGGGGUGCUCCCCGCCCUCAAGCUCACCCAGUGGCGCGCCCUGGCCUGGCUUGGGGGCGCCGCCACCGUCCUCUACCGCGACGCCAGCCGGGCUGGCGGGGUUGCCGGCGGCGGAGACGCAGCAGAGGGCGGGGGCCUCGCGGACGCGUGGGGGGCCUGGUUGUCCGAGAUCGCGGCCGCCGCUUGCGAGCCGAUCCGGGCCAAGAGCCUGGUCAUCGGGCAGGUGAUCCGCCGCCUGGAUCCGAUCUCCGGCUCGGACGGCUCGCGGGUGUUCGUGUAUCUGCAGGCCAGCGUCAACGCCACAGCUUGGCUCCUGGCGCAGGGCGUGGCCUUGGACCUCAUAGCCGCCAGCUGCGACGCGUACGAAGCGGCCUGCCGCGCGCAGCUCCGCGGCCCCCGGCCCCCGCGCCACGCCGCCGAGCACAGGGUCCCGAGGACGGUGCCAGGCUCGAUCGCAGAGAGGACACCAGGGAGAUGCACGAGAGGUUCGCGCGGGGGCUUGUGCGCCGCUCAGGACGCCGCCGCCUGCUGCAGCGUGCGGCGCGUGCCUCCGCCGCAGUACUUCGACAUAGCCUCCCGCCGGGGCUCCGUCUGCUCGGCGUCCACCGCCGUCAGCGGCCUCUGGUGGGCGGCCUCCGCUCCAGACUCCGCCGCCGCCCCAGCUGCUGCAGGCGAGCCCGCGGGCCAGCUAGACAGCCCCGCGGAGGCCGCGGCGGGCCCGCGGCCGGCCACGCAGGCGGACCGGACGCAGGGCGAUCCCAGCAAGAUGGCGCAGGAGUUGGACUGGAAGCCCGGCGAGGCCGGGAAGCCGCGGACGGUCGCCAGCGCUCAUUGGGAGGCCCUGGGCGGCGUCGGCGACCUCGCUGACGACUGCGCGCCGACCGCGGGCACGGACGGGGAGUCGGCCGUGAAGGACAGCGCGGACGAUUGCACGCAGAGCACGGCGGACGCGGACGGAGAGCCCUUGGAGGACGUGGAGCCGCGGACGGCCGCAGGCGCUCAGCAGGCGGCUGGCGUCGGCGACCUCGCUGACGGCACUCGGAGCACGGGCGCGGACGGGGAGCCCGCGGAGGGCGGGGUGCCGCAGGCAGCCAGGGGCGCGGGUGCCCACCAGGGGGCCCCAGUGGGCGCGGGCGGCCGCGCCGACGGCGCGCAGAGCGGGGACGUGCUGGGCGCAGGGACGGAGGACGCGGCGCCCCGCAGCCCCAACCCCCUCGACGUGGCCCUCGACUUCCUGGGCGGCCCCGCUCUGGCUGGUGGCGGGCUUCUGGCAGGCCUCCGCAGGACGCCGCGGCAGCCCGACACUGGCCAGACGGGCACCCCGCGCGACGCCGCGGGUCCGCCCCUCGGGCGCGUGCUGCUCGCUGCCCCGCGGCGGGGCACGACGGUGCGCCUGCACGGCGCCGUCUGGUGCGACACUGCCGAGGCCGUGGCCGCGGCCCCCGCCGCCGCGCGCGGGGCGCGGGCUUCCGCGCCGGGCCUCCUCGGAGCUGCUGCGGCGGCCUCGCCCCGCCAGAACCCGCUGGCGCUGGCCGUGGCGGUGCGGCGGCGGAGGGCGCCGCUGGCGGCGGGGCGCACGGCCGCGGCGCCCUCCGGGGGCGCGCCGCUCGUGGGGGCGCUGCGCGUCGCGAGCGGCAGCCUCGGCACAGAGGCGGCGGCCCGGGCCAGGGAACAGCUGCUGCUGGAGGACGCCUGGCUCCAGGGCGAGAGCAGCUCGCCGCGUGGGUCGGCGGGCGCCCCUGCGGCGGCGCGCGGAGGCCGCGCGCGGCGGCACACCCGCGGCAGCCGGGAGGUGCCCGAGCCGCCCAUCCCCAUGGACCAGCUUUUGACCUGCUGCAUGCCGGGCGCGGGCGCCGGCAUCGACGUUUGGGACUCGGCCAGGAGCCCCACGGCAUCCACGGCGGCCCCUGGGCCGCCGUGACGCGCGGGGCUUGGCCGCGAGGCAGUGGCGAGGUGCGCCCUCGGCGCUGGGGCCCCCCGCUGCGGGUUCUGAGUUUUGCGUUGGACGGGGAUGCGGCGGGUGUGGGCCCCAAGGGGGGGAGCCCGCCUCCGCGGCUGCACUGCCGCCUGUGCGGAGGCCGGUUCUGCGCGAGCGUGGGUCCUGCGUGCCGCUUCUUUUUUUUUUUCGGGGCCGUGGCCGUGGUUUCGCGCGGUGCCUUCUCUCGGGCUCCUUUUGCCCCCGCCCAUCUCGCCCCCCCCCCUCUCCCCGCUUCUUUCGGGGCUUCACUCUCUACCUCCCAGGACUUGCCCCCUGACCCGGUAUCGCGCCUGCCCCGGACUCCCUAGUUUGCUCCGCGGCCGGUGGUACUCGCAAAAAGCUGCGCCGCCACCGAUCCUUGCCGCCGCGCAACCGCCGAGGAGCGACCACGGUCAGCAGCACAAGCUUCUGGCGACCGUUGUAUUAUUUGUUUUUGUAUUGCAGCUGCCACGUGUGGUCCUGAGGGAGGAGGUCCUGGAGGUUUUUGGCCGUUUUCGGCCUCCUGGGCCCUCCCCAGGCCUCAAGACCGUCAAGAGACACCUUGGGAUGUAGAGCUGGUCAUGGAGAGAGCCUCUGGAAACGGUGCGCUGUCACCGAUCUUGGCGUCGCGCGCUCACCAGACGCGACCAAGGCCCACAAGCUUCUGUCGACUGCCAUAACAUUGGAUUUUGUGCCUCAUUUGUUGCUCUACUCCUCGUCCUCCUCUCCUUCUGGCGGCCGUGCGGUUCACCGACGGUCUGCGAGGGCCUGUUGUAUGUCAUCGCCGUGCUUGUCUGGCGGCGCGCACGGGGCUUCUGCGCGCCGCCAGCUUCUACGAGCGCGUCGCUGCUCUGGCGGGGCCGAGUGCGGUUCGUACCGUUACUUCCCAGGAUGAGCUUGGCGCAGGCCUCUGGCGACUAGAAACUCGCCGGAGGCUUUUCGCCAUGUUCGGUCUUCGCGGGGCUGUUUCUUGGCCCCAUUUCAAAGCACGACUCUGAAUGCCAGCUCAAGAACUCCAGUGAUGGAGGACUGUGGGCCCUGUCUCUCGCUCCUCCUCUUCCUCCCCUUCCCUUCCCAUCUCUCCUCGAUUCCUUUUGAUCUGCUCCGCUUACGGGACCACCACCGAGACCCGCUUUGCCGGCGACUCGAAGAAAUCGAGUUGUCGGAGGUCUGGAGGCCAGUCACAGGAAAAUCCAGUCAGGAUUGCCCCCAGGAUAGCUCUUGAUGGCAUGCUACCUGCCAUUGCUUCUGGCAGGCAACGCUCCAUAUUUAUUAUACCGCUUUUCGUUCAUCCCAUAUGAGACAAGCUGGCACGGUGGCGGAUAUACUGUUUUGCGCUGGUCUGUCCUGAAUCGGCCUGCGGCGACCGAAUGGACUGCUCAGCCCGUCUCGCGAGCAUUGCACGGCGCCUGCGGUCGUAGACUGCCCGUCCGCAGAUGGUCGGACCCCUAGUUCGGAUAUCUGCCUUCCUGGGGGC